UUUGUUAAAUCUACAGGGAAGAAAACCCUUAAAAGAAAAAUGUGACACCAGUUUCGUGCUGCACAGGCUGGCAUGAGAUGACGAUGGUGAAGAAAGGGUCAGGAAUGGCCGCUUUUAAAUUCACAACCAUCAUAGUCUGUGCUGUUUUGGUUGGACAGAGGACAGGAGGUGAAAAAGUGGACCACAGAGAUGCUCUCCUGAAGGAGAUCGUCUCAAAAUGGAGUAAAGAAGCAGGUUUGAGACCCCCACCUGAAACCAACAAGGACCAGUCUUUGCCCUCUUGGGUUAGAAGCAUUAUGGGGGGGUUAAAAACUUUUUUUCCCAGUAAGAACCUUCCUUCAUUAAACAAGCCAAUAGACAGACGCCGUCUCUCUGGAUUCCUGUACAACAUUUCUCUGUAUCUGCAAGAGAUGGGUGCUGAGCUGGAGGACGUACCCGCAGAGCAAGAUGAGGACCAGCUCUGGGAGAAGGUGCUGCAUUUCUUUCUCCAGUCUGAAGGCAACGCAGCCCUGAACCAGUGGAACGGCCAUGUACCGCCCAGACCCAGCGUUAAAGUGCAGGACUGGUUUUUGUCCCUGAGAGGAAGUCCGCACUGGGACUGGCUGCUGGGGCUCCUGCAGAGUCUCAUCACUCUGUCCGAGCGUCAGCCCCAGAGGCCAAUCUUGGCUUUCUUAUCUCAGAACUGGAGGACGGUGAGCGCUGUGCUGGAGGCGACACUGCAGGCUGUAAUCAGCGGGACUUACGGCCAGGCCAGCGCAGGCCUUCAGGGCUUCAUCUGUGCUCUGAAGGGUCGUAGCGAUUGCGCCUUUAGUGUUAGCUGGCUUCAGCAGCUGCUGCAGUUCCUGGAAACACGCAACUGGAAGCCAGUGGUCAGUUUGCACCCAGCAGGGGAACCUGUAGGACAUGGCAAGGGCCCCAGUGCAUUUGGACGCUUUAAACCCUUCAGUUUGCCCCCUGAGGCCAUGUUGAGGCAGGACAGGUUUUCAGCAAAUGCAUCUGCGGAAAACAUGAUGAGCAUAGAGGACGAGUUGGACUCGGUGCAGAGCUUCCUGCUGCAGGCUUUGUCUCGUUCAGGUGGCGGGGAUCGAGGCGGGCAGCAGGCCCAGAAAAACCUCGCUCUCGUGCAGAGUUUGGAUGGACUGAGACGAGGCCUUCUGCACAGGGUGGGCAGUUCUGUCUACGGCAGCCUGAGGGAGAAAGUGUCACGAGUUACCAUGGCGAUACUCGACGAUGUGAGCAGCCUGGUGGAAGUGCCGCAGCCCAACUUUCAGGGCCGCUGCUCUGUGGGCAACUUAAGGCAGCUGAUCCUGUGGGGGAUCAGACAUAAUGUGACGUGGAACGCUCAGGCUUUGGGCGCCAGCUCUCAGGGUCUCCCAAGCUCACUCCCGUUUCUCUCCUGCCCCUCCACCCAGGAGGGGAAAUUACAGUCACCUCCACUGCCAGCUCAGUCAUCAAAAAAGACUCUAUCUUCACAGAAACCCUUCAAACAGACUCAAAGUCAUAAACCCUCAGCUGCAGGUCCCAGACAGUUCACAGAGAGUAACAGGAAGCAGAAACAGAUGGAGUUCUUCACCUCCACAGAAAUUCUGGAGGCAGCGUGUAAUGACUCCAUCCCAGGCUUGACGGGUGUCUCGAACUUCACCGUCUUCCUCUACUGCAAACUGUUUGAAGGCGAGAACGGGUCGGGUAAUCCUGCUGCGACUCAUUUAGGGCUCGAUCUGCAUGCCACUUGCUCGGAUGCAGCCUGGUACCUGUCUGCUGUUGAGGAGGACUUCUUCUGGGUCCAUGUCUGCACUGAGUUCUUUGCCCAUGAAUUCAACAACACGGUGUGUGCCAACUCUUCUUUCUGGCUGCAGAAAGCACAGCAGGCUGCAGCACUACAGGACUAUCAUUUCUUUAACCACACAAGCAUUGAUGACCUUUGUGUGCAGCUGUCAAGAGAUGCAGCAUUGAAUCCUGAACUCAGUGAGAACUGUCUGGCUCAGCUGGGCAGCAAGUCGCUCAAUGCCGAAGCUUUCAGAAACUGCUUCCUUCCUAAUAACUCGGUACUGAUCUCAGCUCUUUGUGGCAGAGACUCCCCUGGUUCCCAGCAAUCCUUGCCAGAAGGCAGCUGGGCUGCAGCAUACUGCUCCAAGAUUGACAACCUCACCUUUGACGACACAUUCAGAGAGCCCUGUCAAUACAGAGAAUGGACUGUGGAAAAGUUCACCAACUUCACACUGCUGGAGUUGUGUGGACAGACUCAGGGACUGAGAGAGCACAUGUGUUUAAAUGCUACGCUGUACAAGCAACUGGUAGGACUGAUACCACAGUUUGCAGAUGUCUGUUCAGACCUGCGGGCUCAGCAGGAAAGCAGUAAGUGCCUUCUGCAAAGGAUUUUUGACAUGCUUCCAGCACGCUAUGAGUUUGACACCUCCCAGCUGUGCGUGGAGCCGGCCCCAAUGCUGAUCGACCUCAUACACAAGCUGAGUGUGUGUGAGAUGGACGUUGGCGAGCAAGAGGGGUUUCUGGUGGUGCUGGGCUACGUGCUACGUGUCUUGGACUUUGUGGUGGGUCUGUCCUCGGGGCUGGACGAAGGAGAACGAGAGGCGAGACAGGGUCUGGGCCAGGCCAUCCUCCUGUCCAGUCUCCUUGACAACACUUCCUGGGCCAGCUUGCAACCGGAGGCCUCCACAAGCGUCCUUCACACCGUGGGGGUCUUCCUGCGCAGAGAGCAGAACACCACCGUGAAGGAGGACCUGCUGAGCUGCUUCAGUCCUGUCCUCUGGGACCUCAUCCAGCAAAAUGGAAACUCGUCCGCUCUCAGGGUUCUGUUGCAGGAGUAUCUCCAGAUGCCAAAAGACAGCAUUCGUUCUCUGGUGAUGUCUGCAGAGAAAGAGGCUGUGAAGAGAUUUAUCUCCCACAUGCAUCAAAGUUGGGACCAGCUUCAAGUUGAAACCAGCCAGGCCUCUCAACAAGAGUUGCAGGCCAUGGAGACAAUGACAGCGGCUUUCAUCCACAAGUUCCCCAGAGUGACCCCAGAGCUCUUUGUUGACCUUUCUCAGUUCAUCCCCUUCAUGUCUGUUUCUGACAUAAUGAACUUCCCAGCCUCCUUGAUUGUGAACGACAGCGUGCUGACAGCCAUUCGUGACCACAGUUCAGAGAUGAAGUCGUUGCAGAAGAAGGCUUUUGUGAAACGACUGCUGCAGUCAAACAUGGUGGGCGACGUGCCCACAUGGCCUCCGUACUUCCUCAGCUCCAUCCUCCCACUUCUGCCUUACCUACCUGUCCAUCAUUUUCAGCAGCUGACAUCUCAACAGCUGUCUCCUCUGGUGGAGUUGAUAGGCAACAGCAGUCUGGAUGGCGUGAGGGGCCGCCAUGUGCUGCGGACAAUUUUUAGUAAGAGAAAGAACCUAACUGGUGAUGACCUGCUGAGAUUAGGAGUUCUCGCGUGCUACUUGGAUCCUGCAGAACUGGGUUUAUAUCUCCAGGACCCAGCUGUGUCCUCUGCUCUCUGGCAGCAGCUGUCUCAGUGCAUUUCCAAGGGGCUCAUCAGUUCCAGCGGCAGGCUGUCAUCCUGGUUGAUCCCAGCAGUAUCAAGCAGGCUGAACAUCAGCAGCGUGACAUCUUCAGAGCUGUCUGCACUCAGCGGUUUGCUGCCCCAGUUAGGAGCCUCCUUCCUGCUGUCACUCACCUCACAACGACUGCUGGAAAUCCUGUCACAGCCGGGUUUUCACACAUUUUCACCAGCGCAGUCAUUUCAAAUUUUAUCCAAGAUCAAAAAAGACAGUAAUCUUUCUGUGGAAAACCUGUGCAGCCUGAAGCCGUUACUCUCCGGUCUCUUCCCCGCUGCGCUCCGAGACCUCCGGUGGACUGAUUUCAGUGAGGAUGCCCACUGUCCGUGCUGGAGAAGGCUGCAAACUGAGCUCAAGCCUGGACACAGAGCCAUGUUAUUCAAUGCAAUGCAGGAGACUCUCCACAAAGACUCGAGGAACUUCUCUCAGCAGGCAAACUGUCUGCUUCCCUUUGUCCCUCUCAGAAAGCUGAUACCAGCUAUGAGUGGCGACACCAUUUGGAGAGGCAUUAGCGCAUACAGAGAUGUACAGUGGUCUCCACAGCAGGCUCAAUUUCUGUUCAGACAGAUCUAUGAAUUCAAAACUAUCACCAUCAAGAUGGUGAAAGACCUGGGUCAUGUUGCUGCUGGAAUGAGUUGUGACUUUGUGAGGCGUUUGACCAACCACACAGAUUUUACUGAGCUGCUGCAGUUUUUGACUGAUCUACCUGGAGGUCCAAGACCGGCUCUGCGAAAAUGCCUUGUAGAUGAGCUGCGGAAACAACCUGAACUUGACCUCGGUUCUUUGAGUUCUGGGUUUGCAGCAACAUUACCUGUAACAAUGCUAGAGAACCUGUCAAAUGCGUCUGUCAGAGGAAUCCUGAGCCACAUUCAGCUACACUUUCUUGAUUUCCUGAGACUGCCUCAUUAUAAGCAGACAAGUUUAGCUGGGAAGGCCUUAUCUGAGCUGGGUUCUUCUCUGGCUCAGGGGAUGAUUGAUGGCGCCCUUCUGGAUGUCCUGGGGCCUCUGUUGCCGUUUUUGGACAGAGACAGCCUGGCUCUGGUGGACAGAGGAGCGCUGGCUCUGCGGCUGGAAGAGAUGAGGAGUUUCUGCCUUCCCAAAGAGGCGCUCAGAGACUUUAGUGACCUUCUCACUCAGAGAGAUUUGCUUGGAAAUCCAUCCAAAUGGCAGGUUGGGGAUGUUGAGCAUCUGGGAAGGUUGGUGUUUGCUCUCUCAACAAAGCAGAUCAACUCCAUCCCCCUGACGGUAUUAAACAAGACCACAGUGGAGCAGGUUCUGGUGGGUCAAAAGCGCUGGGAGAAAAGUCUGGUCGGUGGGAUCUGUAUUAGUCAGUGUGUGGACCAACAGUACCACAGAAAGCAGACCUGGAGUCUAAUUCGAGGAAUUGUCAAAGCACGAAACCGCAGAGCGAAAGUGCCAGUCCCAAGCUGUGCCGACAUCAGAGGAACGUUCCCGUCUGCUUGGACCCCCACCCAGCUUCGCCGCAUGUCCCUAGACGAGCUGAAGGAGUGUGUGGAAGUCUUUGGUCAGGAUCCGUUGCUGAGCUCUGAGCAGCGACGGUCGCUCUGGGUGAAGCUCAGGCAGUCCUUGAGUCCGGUCAGGGAGCUGAGAGCGGAUCAGGUGCUAGCUUUGGGAUCAUUGUUGGCAGAGAUGGGAGACAGAGAGCUUCAGGACACCAGUCUCACUGAUCUGGGCGUGCUGGUACAUCUGGGCUCACUGACGAACUGGACCCCUCGAAAAAUGAGAGCGGUGGUUUUAAGUGUGCUGAGGAAAAGCGGACUGAAAGUGGAGCAUUUAUCAGUUGUUGAUAUGGCAACGCUUGGCCAUCUGAUCUGCGGUCUGAACCCCACAGAGAUUAAACGCCUGAGCCCCUACAACCUCAGCGUGGCCGUCCUGUUCCUGCGGGAAACGACCCUGCCCUGCACAGAGCAGCAGAUGGAGGCGCUGACAAACUGCCUGGCCAGAGUGGAGGCCUUUGGUCCUGUCAGUGCUUGGGGGCCGGAGAUUUUCACUGAAAUCGGGACACUUGCAGCGGGCCUGCCUGAUAUAGUGCUGUCAGCUCUGCUGCAAGAACAAAUGGAGGGAAUCACCCCUGAAGCUGUAGCGCUGAUGUCUCCGAAAAAGAUGGCAGUGGUGUUCAGUGCAGUGCAGUUAUCGUGGCUGAGUGCAGAGCAGGCGUGGGCCGUCACAGAGGAGCAGUGGGCAGAGCUGGACGCCGAACAGAGGCACGCUGUUGGACUGGCUCGCUACGAGGGAGACUUCCUGAUGGAGCUCAGAGGACGAAACUCUUCUCCAUCGCUCCUGAACACGGACAGCUUCGCUCUGUGCUCACUGGCUCUGUGCCUUUUGUUACAGCAGCUAAUUUAAAAUAAUGGGGAAAAAAAUUGAUUCUCACAUUGACUUCUCCUGGUAUUAUAUUUGUAAUGCAAAUAAAUAUUUUCAAUUACCCCCACAAUUCAUUGUAAUGGUGUCUGAAUUUACAAAGACACCAGAUGUGCUUUGUACCUUCAUAUGAUUCACUUUUAUGAGAUUUCUUAGCUUAAUAGGAUGUAAAUCACUGUUCACGUUCUUGUGCAAUGUUUAUUGACCUUUUGUUCGAACAAUAACAACAAGCGGUGACAGUGAUUAAUGUUUAUUUGACAGAGGAACAGGCUUUCUAACAUUUGUACAGCAUAACCAGGGAAAUAGACCUGAGAGGAGAUUUUAUUGCAUGCAGGGAACCAAACUGGAACAGUGAGAACAGAAAUGGAAUCAGCAACCUAUAAUAGACCGUUAAACUCUCGCACACAUUCAGUAAUAACUCUUGUUGGCUCAGUGAUUUGCUAACAGCAGCUCCUGGAGCCCGUCGUGUGAAAUGCCACCCCUCGUCCUCUGUGCAAAUUCAGCACAUGUAAUGUCUGGAUUUAUUUGAACUUCAAAAUUUGUCCUCUGCAACACUAAUUAGGUUUCUAGGUGUGUUUCUUUAACCAAAAAGAUGCAACAUUCAUACAUUUAUGUUAAGAUAAAAGAUUAAAUUCUGGGUAAAAUAAAGAAGCAACUCUAGUCAACAGACAAACAGCCAGCUGGAGGCGUUAAUGAGGUUAGAUCUUCUGUAAAGCUUUGUGUUAAUUAAACCAUCUUACUUAAUGAGUUUUAAUACAUCUAAUUGUAUGUUAUCCAAAUUCAGAUCUUAUUUUUACUCAUUUAAUGUAGUUGCAGCUACAUUCAAAAGUCAAUUUUCUAACGCAGUUUAUGACGGUUAAUAGGUAACUGACCACUUCAAUGAACUUUAGUCGGUCACUCCAUUCAGUUCCACCUACUGGCAGACCGCUGGAAGUGCAGAGAAACUUAUUUAAAACAGCAGCUGGGAAACAGCGAGAAAUACCUUGCAUCUCAAACAUACUGUCAGAUCCUAACAGUGCAAAACAUAUUAGUAACAUCAAGUAACAACUGAGGGCUAAUAAUUAUGAAAAAUUUAAAGUAUUGAUUUCAUAAUGAGUAGAAAUUGUCAAUAAUCUACUAACUUAGUUUAGAUUAGUUGUAUAGUUAGUAUCUUUUUAUUUUAUGUAGCUUAAGCACAGUACAGCGACACCUACAGGGAAGGUAGAAGUGAGAUUUGGAUGAUGCUCGGGCCAUGCUGAAGCUUUUAACUCAAAUAGUAGGUGAUUAGCAGCAGGCUCCUGCAGAAUCGGGGGACAGCUUUGGAAAUAAGUCGACUAUUUCACACAGAUCAGUUGGAGCAGGGAUACAUGCAGGAUCCAGGACCGGAGAGGAACCUGUUUAAGGCGCUGUAGUUGUUAAAGUGAGGAUGAUGAUGUAGCUAAAGGGGGUGAAGAUGCUGCUGUAACCUAAUUUGCUGGCAGAGCUCCAGGAAAAUAUUCGAUAGCUGGAGGCUCAAAAGAACCUGUUUUAGUGUGGGAGUCUGUUUAUGGUGAUCUUCUAAUGACAAAUUGUUCUAAUUAGGAACCUAAUUAUGUGUAUAUAUCAUUGAAUUUAGUGAUGUCUCCUUUUUAGAAACCUUUUCUUUAGCACCAGAGGCUAUAUAUACGUAACAUAUUUUUAUAUCAUAAAGUUAAAGAGUGGGGAAGUAAGGAGGGCUGCAAAAUGGACAGACCAGGGAGUUGGGAACACAGCUACAUUUUUCAUUGAACUGAACAAAAUGUGAAAAUGACACAAUCUGAGGACACUUUAUGUGGUUUUAACACAAUACACACUUGUCAUACAUAUAUUACAAAGUCUAAGCACAUGCUGUCCACCUUAGUGAACAUGGGAAAAACUCACUGAAGAAAAAGGUUAACUUUUUUGUCAUUGGUCUAAAGAGACCACGGAAACACUCACUUUCUUGUGCAAGGACCAUUGAAGACUCAGUUCAUGACUACAGAUGGUCGGUCAUAGAAUAAAGGAGAGGUAAAGAAGAUGAAUUAACGUUUAAAACAUGUUCAAGCUAGUUUGGCACAAAUCAUCAAGUAUAAGGCCAAAGAUUUAAUUUAGCAAUAGGAGAUUAAAUUCCUUCACUCAAAAUCCUACACCGAGACUUUUAUUCUGCUUGAGCUGAAAUAAAUCCAGUUAUGAUGUUAAUACACUUCAGUCACCCCCUUUCUCUUCUUGGCAUUGUGUAUCAUUAUUUAAUCGAUCCAACAGAGACAAGCGGAGCGAUGGUGGCGAAUGAAAUGGAUGAAAUGAAUUAAAAAGAUGCAACACAGGUGGCCUCACCGAUGGGAACCAGUUCAGAGUUGGCUGCAGGGAUGACCCAGAUGGUGCAUAUUUCAAAUUAAAGUCAAGUUUAAUCAUACUAUCAAAAAACUCUGCGACAUAGAAAAUCUAGCUUUGUUCUGGCAUUUAUCCAUUUUAGAACAGGCAGCUAACUGCGCAAAAAAACCCUUCAUUUUGAAGUAAAACAAACUCUGGGUUAAGAUUCUAUUGAUGUACUUUUUGUUGGACUUUCUAUAAGAGUUGCUGCCUUUUUAAUGUUUUGAU
Molecule: messenger RNA, 8510 nt
Organism: Xiphophorus hellerii (green swordtail)
Lineage: Eukaryota; Metazoa; Chordata; Actinopteri; Cyprinodontiformes; Poeciliidae
Product: stereocilin
Exons: 29
Coding region: 78-5921 (1947 amino acids)
Biological process (GO): cell-matrix adhesion
Cellular component (GO): kinocilium; cell surface; stereocilium tip
Source: RefSeq, a predicted model, not a curated record